CUCUUUUUAGUUUGUGAUUGUGCUUGACUUGACAGACGACUCGCUCGCUGGUUGCUAUUGGGAAUUUGGGACUUGGUACGAAAGUAAACUUGAUAAAUCGAAUUAAAACUUUUUAUUAACUUUUUAUUUCCAACCUGUGUUAGGGUUAAAGUGCAAACUGCCCUAAUUAUGCUUUUCUAGUCAUUUUUUUAUUGGAAGUGUAUUAAGUUGUGUGUGUAUAACGAUAUUUUGGUUUUGCAUAAAUAAAUUUAAAAUGAAAGGCAGCAACUUGGUGAAAUGUGCAAAGCAUUGCCUUUCGGGCAACCGUCAACAACUAUGCAGAUCAUCAUCAUCAGCUGCAACAACAGCGGCGGCGGCGUCGCGCAGUCGGCCGGCGCCGCGCGAGUCCGCGUCUUUCACAUUGAACCUGUUCCGCGGGCUGCUAGAGCCUGCGCAGGUGUUCCCCUACCCCGAACCCCUCUCCGAUGACCAGAAACAGAUGCUCAAUGAACUAGUGCCACCUGUUGAGAAGUUCUUCGAGGAGGUGAACGACCCCGCCAAGAACGACGCGACGGCACAGAUCGAGGAGAGCACUCUAUCGGGGCUGUGGGAGCUCGGAGCGUUCGGGCUGCAAGUGCCGGCCGACCUCGGCGGCCUCGGCCUCUCCAACACGCAGUACGCGCGCCUCGUCGAGAUAGUAGGCGCGAACGACUUAGGUGUAGGGAUCACAUUGGGCGCCCACCAGUCCAUAGGCUUCAAGGGCAUCCUGCUGUUCGGGACUCCGGAGCAGAAGGCCGAGUACCUGCCGCGGGUCACCGGAGGACAGUACGCCGCCUUCUGCCUCACUGAGCCCUCCUCAGGGUCCGAUGCUGGUUCUAUCAAGACUCGUGCAGUGUUGUCUCCGGACGGCCAGCACUUCAUCCUGAACGGGUCCAAGAUCUGGAUCAGCAACGGCGGCAUCGCUGAGAUCAUGACCGUGUUCGCGCAGACGCCGGUCGAGAAGGACGGCAAGACUGUCGACAAGGUGACCGCGUUCAUAGUGGAGCGCGGGUUCGGCGGAGUGUCGUCGGGCCCGCCGGAGAACAAGAUGGGCAUCCGCUGCUCCAACACCACGGAGGUGUACUACGAGGACGUGAAGGUGCCGGUGCGCUGCGUGCUGGGCGGCGUCGGCAACGGGUUCAAGGUGGCGAUGAACAUCCUGAACAACGGACGGUUCGGCAUGGCGGCGGCGCUGGCGGGCACGCAGCGCGCGGCCGUGCGUCAGGCGGCUGAGCACGCGGCCACGCGCGUGCAGUUCGGCAAGCGGCUCGUCGAGUUCGGCACCAUCCAGGAGAAAUUGGCGCGCAUGAGCACAUUACAGUAUGUGACGGAGUCGCUGGCCUACAUGGUGAGCGGCAACAUGGACUCGGGCUGCCAGGACUACCACCUCGAGGCCGCCAUCAGCAAGGUGUUCGCGUCGGACGCUGCGUGGACGGUGACGGAUGAGGCGAUCCAGAUCCUCGGCGGGAUGGGAUUCAUGAAGGCGACAGGUCUCGAGCGAGUGCUGCGUGAUCUUCGCAUCUUCCGCAUCUUCGAGGGCACCAACGACAUCCUGCGGCUGUUCGUCGCUCUCACCGGCAUCCAGUUCGCCGGCUCUCAUCUGCAGGAGCUGCAGCGCGCGUUCAAGAACCCGGCCGCCAACCUCGGGCUGAUCUUCAGCGAGGCGUCGCGUCGCGCGUCGGCGGCCGUGGGGCUCCGGCGCGGGCCCGCCGCCGCGCCGCUGGUGGCCGCGGAGCUGCGCGCGCCCGCGCUCGAGCUCGAGAAGGCCGUGCAGGAGUUCGGUCGCGGCGUGGAAGCCGCUCUCGUGAAGUACGGGCGCGGCAUCGUGGACGAGCAGUUCGUGCUGAACAGACUGGCGUCGGCCGCCAUCGACCUGUACACGACGGCGACGGUGCUGUCGCGGGCGUCGCGCGCGGCGCGGCUGUCGCUGCCGGCGGCGGCGCACGAGCUGCGGCUGGCGGCCGCGUGGGCGGACGAGGCGCUGGCGCGCGUGCCCAGCGCGCUGGCGGCCACUCGCGACACGCGCGCGCUGAAGCAGUACGAGCGCCUCUCGCGCCUCGGCCAGGACGUGGCCGCCGGCGGCGGCGUGCCCACCCUCAACCCUCUCAAUGUAUAGGAAUCUUGUCUUAGAAUCGAUUGUUAAUAUUUAUUUUUGAUAGGCGAAAGUAUAUCUCUUUACCGUAGUUAAUGAAAUAAUACAUAAGUGAUUAAAAAUAUUAUUUUAUUA
Plodia interpunctella (Indianmeal moth) is the source of this 2245-nucleotide messenger RNA. It is a transcript of the gene Acadvl, whose product is annotated as Acyl-CoA dehydrogenase very long chain. Gene Ontology annotation, molecular function: flavin adenine dinucleotide binding; fatty-acyl-CoA binding; very-long-chain fatty acyl-CoA dehydrogenase activity. NCBI's taxonomy places the organism in Eukaryota, Metazoa, Arthropoda, Insecta, Lepidoptera, Pyralidae. The record is from RefSeq and is a predicted model, not a curated record. The coding region runs from base 254 to 2134 and encodes 626 amino acids. The transcript is spliced from 12 exons.